CUUAGUCACCCCGGAGUAAAUACUUGGAGCGAGGACUCCUGAGGGCGGCGAGGGGCAGCUGAAAGUUUGCCAAAGCCUUAGGAGGGGCUGGUCUAUGGGACAUGAUUGGCAGCUAGGAGAGAGAGCCAGGGCUGGAAGGGAAGAGAGGGAGAAGGCUCCCGGGCAGCGAGAGGUCCUGCCCAGCUGUUGGCGAGGAGUUUCCUGUUUCCCCCCGCAGCGCCGGGUGAAGUUGAGUGAGUCACUCGCGCGCCCGGACCGACGACACCCCCGCGCGCGCACACGCCCGGGACAGGAGCAGGAGCCGGCCUCCUGCGCAGCUCCCCUCGGCCGCCGGGGGCCUCCCCGCGCCUCGCCGGCCUCCAGGCCCCCUCCUCGCAGUCGACCCGCAGCCACAUCUGGCCCGCACAUCUGCCCGGCCGGCCGGGCGCGGCGUCCCGCCAGGACGCGAGGCGGAGGCGCAGCCAGGGGUCCGGGAAGGCGCCAGCCGCUGCGCUCGGGGCUCGGUCUAUGACGAGCAGCGGGGUCUGCCAUGGGUCGGGGGCUGCUCAGGGGCCUGUGGCCGCUGCACAUCGUCCUGUGGACGCGCAUCGCCAGCACGAUCCCUCCGCACGUCCAGAAGUCCGUUAGUAAUGACGUGGUGAUCACCGACAACAACGGUGCACUCAAGUUCUCACAACUGUGUAAAUUCUGUGACGUGAGGUCUUCCACCUGUGACAACCAGAAAUCCUGCGUGAGCAACUGCAGCAUCACGUCCAUCUGCGAGAAGCCCCACGAAGUCUGUGUGGCUGUCUGGCGGAAGAAUGAUGAGAACAUAACACUAGAGACAGUCUGCCAUGACCCCACGGUCGUCUACCAUGGAUUUCUUCUUGAAGAUGCUGCUUCUCCAAAGUGUAUCAUGAAGGAGAAAAAAGUGGACGGGGAGACGUUCUUCAUGUGCUCCUGUAGCAGUGAUGAGUGCAAUGACCACAUCAUCUUCUCAGAAGAAUAUGUCACCAACAACCCUGACUUGCUAUUAGUCAUAUUCCAAGUGACGGGCGUCAGCCUCCUGCCACCACUGGCCAUCGCCAUAGCUGUCAUCAUCAUCUUCUACUGCUACCGUGUCCACCGGAAGCAGAAGCUGACCCCGUCCUGGGAGACCAGCAAGCCACGGAAGCUCAUGGACCUCAGCGAGCACCUUGCCAUCAUUUUGGAAGAUGACCGUUCCGACAUCAGUUCCACAUGUGCCAACAAUAUCAACCACAACACAGAGCUGCUGCCCAUUGAGCUGGACACGCUGGUGGGGAAAGGUCGCUUUGCCGAGGUCUACAAGGCCAAGCUGAAGCAGAACACUUCAGAGCAGUUUGAGACUGUGGCGGUCAAGAUCUUCCCCUACGAGGAGUACGCCUCCUGGAAGAUGGAGAAGGACAUUUUCUCGGAUAUCAACCUGAAGCAUGAGAACAUCCUCCAGUUCCUGACAGCCGAGGAGCGGAAGACGGAGUUGGGGAAGCAGUAUUGGCUGAUCACCGCUUUCCAUGCCAAGGGAAACCUACAGGAGUACCUCACGAGACAUGUCAUCAGCUGGGAGGACCUGUGCAAGCUGGGCAGCUCCCUCGCCAGGGGCAUAGCUCACCUGCACAGUGACCACACCCUGUGCGGGAGGCCCAAGAUGCCCAUCGUGCACAGGGACCUCAAGAGCUCCAACAUCCUCGUGAAGAACGACCUGACCUGCUGCCUGUGUGACUUUGGGCUUUCCCUGCGUCUGGACCCUACUCUGUCUGUGGAUGAUUUGGCCAACAGUGGGCAGGUGGGAACUGCAAGAUACAUGGCGCCCGAAGUGCUCGAGUCCAGGAUGAACCUGGAGAACGUCGAGUCCUUCAAGCAGACAGACGUCUACUCCAUGGCUCUGGUGCUCUGGGAAAUGACGUCUCGCUGCAAUGCAGUGGGAGAAGUAAAGGAUUACGAGCCUCCAUUCGGUUCCAAGGUGCGGGAGCAUCCCUGUGUCGAAAGCAUGAAGGACAAUGUGUUGCGAGACCGGGGACGACCCGAAAUUCCCAGCUCCUGGCUCAGCCACCAGGGCAUCCAGAUGGUGUGUGAGACUCUGACCGAGUGCUGGGACCACGACCCGGAGGCCCGGCUCACAGCCCAGUGCGUGGCGGAGCGCUUCAGCGAGCUGGAGCACCUGGACCGGCUCUCGGGGAGGAGCUGCUCCGAGGAGAAGAUCCCCGAAGACGGCUCGCUGGGCCCUGCCAAGUAGCCCUUCCCGGGCAGGCUGGGCCGAGUCCAAAGAGGUCGCCCCUGUCGCCAAAGAGCAGAGGCAGCAGGAAGCUGCCCCUGAACCGGUGGAUGCUUCCUGGACAACCAGGGCCCAGCGGCGGGACCGGCGGGACCACUGCGGGCAGGGAGCGGGUCCCAUGAAGCAUUCUACGCCUUUGACGUUGUCAUAGGAUAAGCUGUGUUAGCAGUUCCUCAGGAAAUGAGAUUGAUUUUUACAAUAGCUAAUAACAUUUGCACUUUAUUAAUGCCUGUAUAUAAAUAUGGAAUAGCUAUGUUUUAUAUAUAUAUAUCUAUAUAUGUCUAUAUCUAUAUAUACAGCCAUACUCUGGAAAGAGACAAAGGAAAGAUCAGAUGUCCCAGGAAACCGGUUUGAUCGGAGCACUCCCGAGCCGAGCGCAGAACAAGGGAUCCAUGACAUUAGCACUUGACAAUCACACCUGGGAUAAAUGGUUCUCUGAGGACACUGGGGGGGGGGGGUGCAGGAGGAGAGGGGCUCGUGUCUCAGAGGCUGCUAUGGCCACGUGGCACUCGCUAUUGCAAAACCAUUCCCUGAAUUUGGGUCCUCCUCUGUCCACAGAGCUGCUCUAGCCACACCGCCUGGGGACCAGAUCCCGGGAUCCUGUGUGUCCCUGCUCCUCCUGGGCCGGUCACGCGAGCUCCAAGCCCCACAUCGGGCUUGUGAACCACCGUCCUCAACCAGCUCAGAAACUUCGCCCCACCUCUGAGAGUUAACAUUUUGAGCCCUGUUUUGCCUUCACAGGCUGCAGAAAAAUCAAGACAGAGUUCCCUGUCCAUGAAAUGGCCACACCUUCUACUAAUAAGAUAUAUAAAUAUAUAUAUAUAUUUUUAUUUCCCCCUAGACCUAUGUUACUCUUGCUCCCUCCCAAGGCCUUCUUCAUAAAAAGGAUCACGUCUCUUCAGGGUUCUUUGUGUUGUUGUCCACACGCUUGGUGUGGGUCUGCAGCUUUCUGAACAAUACCAGCAGGUCCCACCCCCGGGCUCCUGGAUGCCCGAGUGUGCGUGGGCCUCAUGGACAGGAUCUGACGGCGCGAUGCUGCCCCAGUCAGGACUGCUUCCCCGGCGCUCUGAACAUGUGUUGUGCUUGGCCGGCGCUGCGUUUCACAAAAUUGAGCCAUUUUUAAAAUAUUUGGAGAUUUGUCACACACACAUACCCAUCCAGAUUCUCAAGUGAGCCGGCUUCCAGUUCUCUCUAACCCACAUCAUUCCUAAAAUGAGAGUGUGGACACACUUACGAAGCCGCUUCACUUCUUGAUGUACACGCUGGUGUCUUCUGCCCCCUGCCCGGCGUGAGAAUUAAACCUGUCCCGAACCAAGGUCCCCUGUAAGGAAGGUGCAUUGCAGCGGUCAUUCUUGGCUGUAUAAUAUGUCUGCGAUGCCCUCCCUCUCCCCGAUCUGGUGUUAAGAUUCGAAGCUGGCCAUGUUUUAAGUUUUCUGGACUAAAGGGGACCUCCUCUAAGAGGUCCCAGUGAACCCACAUCUCUUUGGUCUCUAUGCUAAGAGCGCUCCCCUUUGCAUUAGGGUGGGGAGCCCUUCCCUGCAAGAAGCUUUCUUCCUGACCACUGGUGUCUCCAUCACACCAGCCUUCGGAAGCCUGGCGAAGUUUCCUAGUGAGGACUCCAGUGUGGGACGCAGGAGACUGCCUGCAGCCACGAAAUGCGCGUGGACAAGAACGAACAUUUACACACCAUCGGACCCUUGUUCACCCACAAAUGAGGGUUAACGCUGCAAAAUCUCUCGCAUUGUAAAAAAUGAUCUUGAAGCUACUUAUUUUCAGCCAAAUAGGAAUCUUAAAGAGGGACAGGCAGGGAGCAAGUCAGCUCUAUUUGGAUGUUGGGAGGUCUCAUCUCAUUGGGGUUUUGGCAGACACGCUGAAGUUUGGGAUUGGGUGGAACUUCUAGGCACCCUGCCCCGUGGGGUGGGCUGAUAGUUGGAGGAGAGGCUGGCUGCCAUACUAGGAGUGCCCAGAAAUUCCGUGCACUUUAAGGCUUGUUGACACCAUCCCAAUAGCUGUUGCUCAUUGACCUCUAGUGGUGAAUUUCUAGAAUACUGGUCCAUUGAUGAUUCAAAAGAGCUUUAUCCCUUCUGGGUCAUUGUCAGCAUAAACUGGAAUGUAGUAGGAGAUGAUACUGUGGCUUGUUUUGUUUGUUUGUUUUCUUAUUCAAGAAGAAGACCAAGGAAUAACCUUCUGUAGUUCCUAAAAAUACUGACUUUUUUAUUUUUACUACUAUACAUAAAGGGAAAGUUUUAUUCUUUUAUGGAACACUUCGGCUCUGCUCAUGUAUUAAAAUAGGAAUGUGAAAGCUCAGUACUCUUUUUAUAUCAAAUGUCUCAAGCACUUAUUUUCAUACUGUGCAUCGUUCAUCUUUUAUAUAAAUAAAAUGUUUAUUAGAUUGAAUAAAGCAGAAAUACUCAGGUCAGCUUCUUGUCUCCUGUUCCUAUUCAUAGCGGGUUAAGCCCCUUAGCCCCACUUGGUUAUUUUGCAGUUCAUGGAGAAAAAUAGCACAAGACAUAAUCCUUUCCAACUUUUCCAUUCUCAUUGCCUUCUUCAACUGACAAUCUCAGGUCCCCUUUGAAAAAAGAAAAGCAUUCAUAGACGUUCAAUAAUAGGAGAUGCAGCAGGUGCUCUGGGUGGCCUGCCCCUUACCCCAGAGCCCUGGCAGGGUCCCUCUGCAUCUCCUUCCUGUCAUCUCAGCCUGUCCCCUUCCCCCCACUGUCCAUGGAGCUGCCUCCAUCCCAGGACCACAGGAUCACUUCUCCCAGGGCUUGGCACAGCCAGGGUUGAUGCCAAGAGCACGCCUUGCUUCUAUUCCCCUGUCCUUACACUGCCAGCCGGCCGUUGACUCUCUUUGUGACUUCUGCCUGGUGUCAUGCUUUGUUCCUCUUCCUUCCUACCCAGCCCCGGCAUCCCACAGGGAGAGGCUUGCAAUCAGCUUAUCCGCACCACCAGGCAAACCUGCCUUGGGCAGUUGGCUUCAGGUCAUCGCUUACAGGCUUUCUGGUGACA
Molossus molossus (Pallas's mastiff bat) is the source of this 5278-nucleotide messenger RNA. It is a transcript of the gene TGFBR2, whose product is annotated as transforming growth factor beta receptor 2. Gene Ontology annotation, biological process: heart development; transforming growth factor beta receptor signaling pathway; protein phosphorylation. The coding region runs from base 530 to 2233 and encodes 567 amino acids. The transcript has 7 exons. The record is from RefSeq and is a predicted model, not a curated record. Lineage: Eukaryota; Metazoa; Chordata; Mammalia; Chiroptera; Molossidae. Gene Ontology annotation, molecular function: activin receptor activity; metal ion binding; type I transforming growth factor beta receptor binding. Gene Ontology annotation, cellular component: plasma membrane; signaling receptor complex.